CAUCUUCAACGGCCAUGUUGGCCGGAUCCGUAACGUCUCUGGCAGCGUGGUGAACAUAAAGUGAACAAUGGCCAUGCUGAAAAUCACAGAAGCCACACAAUACAAUCUCAGCACGAAACUCGACUAGUCAUGCACUUCUACCAAUCUCUUACUACUUUGACGGCCUUGUACAGUCUAUGCGAGGCUAUACCAUUGACAACGGCCGACAUUCAAGGCAAACAAACAUUUACCCUUGAUCAGAUACCAGGCGUCAACUCGUCCAGGCAAGCUCCUGCUCAGAAGCUCCUCAAUGUCUACGCAAAGUAUGCAAAGUCAGGAGCCUCAGCACCACCUGCUGUUCAAAAAGCUGCAGCCUCAUCAUCAACAGCGAGUGUUGCUGCCUCACCCGAGGUCUAUGAUCAAUCCUAUCUCUGUCCAGUCACCGUAGGAGGCAACACUUUGAAUCUGAACUUCGACACAGGAAGCGCAGAUCUCUGGGUAUAUUCAAAUUUGCAAUCUUCCUCACAGCGAUCCGGACACUCGUACUACAACUCGAAGAAUUCCAACCUGAUGGGUGGAUAUACCUGGGCGAUCACUUACGGAGAUGGUUCAGGUGCGAGCGGCAAAGUCUUUGCAGACAAGGUCGUGGUUGGAAGCGCCACAGCUACGUCACAAGCGGUUGAAGCAGCGACAUCAGUCUCGGACAGCUUCAUCUCGGACACAAACAGUGACGGUAUUCUCGGAUUGGCUAUGAGCUCUGCCAACACUGUCAAGCCAAACCAGCAGAAGACCUUUUUCGAUACCGUCAAGGGCCAGCUUACCAAGCCAGUCUUCACCGCAGACUUGAAGAAAGGAGCACCAGGCACCUACGACUUUGGUUUCAUCGACACCUCAAAGUACACUGGCAGCAUCACAUACACCAACCUGAACACCAAUGGUGCUUUUUGGCAAUUCAACGCAGCCGGAUAUGUCAUCGGUAGUGGCGCCACAGUCAGCAAGACAUACAGCUGUGUAGUCGACACUGGAACCAGUCUGUUGGUUUUGCCCCAAGACGUGGUCAACGCAUACUACAAGCAAGUCUCGGGUGCCAUGUACAGCGACUACCAAGGUGCCUGGAUCUUCCCUUGCAACUCGAAGCUUCCAUCUUGGAGUCUGGUCGUCAAUGGCAAGCUAGUCACUGUACCAGGGUCUUACAUGAAUUUCGCCAACUUGGGCAACAACAAUUGCUAUGGUGGUAUGCAAUCAAACACUGGCAUUGGUUUCAGCAUUCUUGGUGACGUUUUUCUAAAAAGUCAGUUCGUGGUAUUUUCGCAGAUGAAUGCCAAACCACAGGUGGGAUUCGCGGCCAAGAAGCUGUAAGAGGUGAACUUGGUCACAAAAGCGCAGGUUGCAGUGGUUGACAGAUUGAGCUGCUGGUCAGCAAAUCGUUCCGACAUUCAGGCUUUUUUUGUUCCUCAUUAUUUUUUUGCAUCGUAGAUCUCAUGUACAUAUUUCAUCUUCAUUCUACGUUUCAAGUUCAUCCAACAAAUGCCCCA
This is a messenger RNA of Aureobasidium subglaciale EXF-2481, 1514 nucleotides long. RefSeq lists its product as uncharacterized. Lineage: Eukaryota; Fungi; Ascomycota; Dothideomycetes; Dothideales; Saccotheciaceae. Gene Ontology annotation, biological process: proteolysis. Gene Ontology annotation, molecular function: aspartic-type endopeptidase activity. The transcript has a single exon. Bases 130 to 1338 code for a protein of 402 amino acids. The record is from RefSeq and is a predicted model, not a curated record.